Messenger RNA from Spodoptera frugiperda (fall armyworm), 2765 nucleotides. Its product is annotated as atlastin-like. Gene Ontology annotation, molecular function: GTP binding; GTPase activity. NCBI's taxonomy places the organism in Eukaryota, Metazoa, Arthropoda, Insecta, Lepidoptera, Noctuidae. The transcript is spliced from 13 exons. Gene Ontology annotation, biological process: endoplasmic reticulum organization; protein homooligomerization. Bases 171 to 2480 code for a protein of 769 amino acids. The record is from RefSeq and is a predicted model, not a curated record.
UAACAAAACUUUUCACAAUGAGUGUAUCAGAUUUGUAUCAGACUUAUCAUUAUAUACAGAAAUCCCGUGGUGGACGGACGUUCGUAUUCGGCGCUUAUUAAACUUUAUAGUUAAGUGAAUCGAAACUUAUUGCACAACUACGAAAAUAUAUUGAAAAGUAAAUUAGGAGAAUGAGCGGAAUACAGAAGGGGGGGAUGGGGGAAGGCGUGCAGGUGGUGAAGCUGGGCGAGCGCGAGGGCGCGGCGCGGUACGAGCUGGACGAGGGGGCGCUGCGCCGCGUGCUGCUGCGCGAGGACGUGCGCGGCCUGCCCGUGGUGGUGGUCAGCGUCGCCGGCGCCUACCGCGGCGGCAAGUCCUUCAUUCUCGACUUCUUCCUCAGAUACCUCAACGCUCCUCGCUGUGACCAGCAGACCGGAGCGUGGCUUGGUAAUGAGGAUGAGCCUUUGCAAGGGUUUCACUGGCGAGGAGGCAGCGAGCGAAAUACCACCGGCAUCCAUCUCUGGUCGGAACCUAUUAUUACUACACUGGAAACAACUGGAGAAAAGGUGGCUGUGCUGUUGAUGGACACGCAGGGCACCUUCGACACGGAGACGACUAUCGGUCAGAAUUCGACAAUCUUCGCGCUAUCCACCCUCAUCUCGUCCGUGCAGAUCUACAACCUGACCGGUAACAUCAAGGAGGAUGAUCUACAACACUUACAGUUGUUCACGGAGUACGGUAGGCUCGCGUGCAAUUCGACGUCCAAGGCGUUCCAGACUUUACUGUUUCUUGUCAGGGAUUGGCCGCACGCCUUCGAGCAUCCUUAUGGCUUCCUGGGCGGAUCUUCGUUACUCAAUAAGAGGCUUCAGGCGAAGGUGAACCAGAAGGCAGAGUUGCGGCAGGUUCGGGAACAUAUUCGUUCGUGUUUUGACGAUAUCAAGUGUUUCCUUAUGCCACAUCCAGGCCACAGCGUCGAAGACUUCAAGUUUACAGGGUGCCUUCGUGAUUUGAGGGAACAUUUUAGACUAGCCCUGAUAGAGUUAGUACCUUCUCUGUUCGACCCGAAAUACCUCACCCCAAAGCUGAUUAGCGGUGAACGCGUCACUACCCAAGACUUAUUUGAUUACUUCAAGACGUACGUCGGUAUCUUUAAUAGUGAUGAAGUUCCUGAGGCCGUGACAAUAUUCAAGGCGACGGCAGACGCGUGUCUGCUGGCGGCGACCCGCGAGGCGCGCGAGCUGUACUCGCAGCUCAUGGAGGCGCGCGUGCGCGACAACUUCAGUGUCAGCAACGCCACGCUCACUGCCUGGCACGAGCAAGCGCGGGACCAAGCCCUGAGACGCUUUGUGGGAAAGAAGAAACUGGCCUCUCAAGCCGACGUCGACACUCAUCUGGAAGCACUUAAAAAGGAGUUGGGUGCGAGGUUGUCCCAGUACUUGUGGAACAACGACAUAAAGGUUCGCGAAACAAUGACUAGUGCCACGGAAGCGUAUGAGGCGGCGGUGAGCCGCGUGUGUGCGGAGCACGCGCGGCUGUGCCUGCACCCCCACGACAUGGCCGACCUGCACGCGGGAGCUCUGGGACAGGCGACAGACGUCUUCGAUGCCGCCAGGGAGGUGCCCGAAGGCGAAGAAGACGAUAGAAUUUCAGAAUUAUUAUGUAAGUUGCAGCAACGCUACGAGCACUUGUGCGUCAUCAACGAGCAGAACAACAAGAGUAGCGUGAUGGAGGCACGAGAAGCAUACGUGAGGCGAAUGAAGCUGGAGAUGGACCAGUCGGGCGUCAGCUCCGAGCGACUCUCCACGCAGCACCGGGAAGCAGUCGACUUCGCUACAACUUCCUUCUACGCGAGGAGGAACCUUCCCACGCGGCGAGACGACGAUCCUCAUGCGGAACGACUUCUACAAGACAUUGGUGAAUAUUUUGUGGAAUUUGAAAAGGCGAAUGUAAACAAAAAUAAGAUGGCUCUGCAUGCCGCUGAGCAUGUGUACAACAACUACAUGGUGUCAGAGUGGGGCCCACAAAUGUGCUGCUUCCACCCGAAAGCUCUUGACGAUCUACAUAACAAAGGCAAGCAGAUGGCCCUCGAGCAGUUCCUCUCAAACCGAGUGGAUAGCGAAGAUGAUGAAUAUAAGGCAGCGUUAGUCAAGAAUCUCGCGAUGCGUCUGGCUGAGCUGCACGAAGUGAAUGAGUUCAACAAUAAGCAAGCGGCGGAGCAAGCGCUGAGGCUGUACCAGACGCUGAUGGAUAAGUACAGCCGGCCGUCUGCUGUCUCCAUCUUCGUGAUUCCCUUCAUCAUCAAGCUUUUCGGGGAAUUGCCCGCGCGUCACGAAGAAUCCAAGGAUGCUGCAAUCAGAGAGUUCAUGAAAUGGCGCCGUGGUACCGAUUACAGCAAUGACGCUCAUUAUAACAGACUGGUCGAGAGAAUUGGAGAAGUUUUUGAAAUCAUCAGGCAUCCAUUUCUUGCUAUUUUACGAGAGACUGGUAUUUACAAAGGUUAACCGAGGAAGACGGAAACAUCGACCUAUUUUAGGAAUAAUAAACAAAAUUGUAUUUUCUGUUGUUUAGUACAUAUUUUUACCUCUAUUUGUAAUCGGCUUGUUCUGAAAAUGUUAUUUUAUGAUGCAUAUGAUAUUAUAGAUCUUUCUUACCUAGUCUAACUUUCGUUAUAAGAUUGUGAGCAAUUGCUUUUCUAAUUUUAUUUGUGUUUUGUGUGAUAAUCUAUAUCUUUAGUUUAGAAACUGUAAUAUUACCUUUUGAUACAAUAAAAUAUGUAUAAGUACGUC